UCAGCUACAGGUGCUAUCCCGGCAGUAGACCCGCGGCCUCCGACGACGAAGGACCGCUCACUACAAACAUACGAUAGAAUGGACACCACUUAUUAUGACAGACUGACAAACUGAAUUCUUCUCGUAAACUCUCAAAUCUUAAUGCCAAUAACGCCUGUGAUCUUUUGUGACAAAUUCGUUCCAGGAAAUUUGCGUCUCAGAAAUCAACAGGCGCUCUCAUCUCGUAUUAUCUUUGUAUGUUAUAUUUUAAAGUUGUCCUUUUCUAUACUGUUGUUAAUGUUUCUGAUGUUGUAUCUUUAUUAAUAUAAGAUUAUAAGUACAAUAAGUCUAUGUUUAUUCAAGUGUUUCAAUCGAUUAUCAAAUUAUAAACGGUUAUGUGAAAAGUAACGUGAUGCGUAAAAACUCGGAUCUGAAGUAUUUUCUCGUGGAAACGCAAUAAAUAUAUACUGUAGACCAUGUUGAGUCCGAAGAUCCAACGCUCAAUCCGCGUCAACGACGGCCAGCUGAUAGCGUUGUCAGAGAGAGCCCAGUACGACCACUCACAGGCCGGGUACCUUCACAAACGAAGCUCCGACAAUACAAAAUGGCAGCUACGGUGGUUCAUACUGUAUCAGAACCUGUUGUUUUAUUACGAAUCGGAGAACAACACUCGUCCCACUGGUAUUCUGUUGCUAGAGGGCUCCUACUGCGAGAGACUUAGCAAAGCGCCGCUUGAGAGGAACGCUUCGUUCUGCUUUACAAUAUCGUAUCGUCGUGAGAGCCAGCGUCAGUACGAGCUGAGAGCCGCGUCUGAGGUAGACUGCUCCCACUGGGUCGACGCUAUCCGGGAGGCGAGUUUCAACAAGCUGUUGCAGCAGAAAGAGGAGCUGGAACAGAAGCAGCUGCAUCUUCUGCAGGUGGUGGAGAGCGAGCGAACCUCUCGCUGGCAGUACGCCCAACAGUGUGACGAACUAUCCAAUGAGGUCAAGAAACUGAGGACAGAGUUAUGUGCUUACAAGAAGGAACACGAGCCAGCAACACGAGCGGAAUCAACUACUAGCCUUUCACCCACUGACUCCGAGGAGAUCGAUCCCAACGAGUUGAGAAAGAUUAAAAAAGUUCAGAGCUUCUUCCGCGGUUGGCUAUGCAGGCGGCGUUGGAAGCAGAUUGUCGAACAGUAUAUCAAAAGUCCUCACGCUGAGAGUAUGAGGAAAAGAAAUAGUCUGGUCUUCAAGAUGGUGGAAGCUGAAGAGGAAUAUUUGGAACAGAUGGAGUGCUUGGUCACCUGCUUUUUAAGGCCUUUCAAAAUGGCAGCAAGCUCGAAAAAACCGCCCUGCACUCACGAGGAUGUCAACUCCAUCUUCCUCAACAGCGAAACUGUGUUGUUUUUACAUCAAAUAUUUUUCAAGGGAUUGACUUCCAGGAUGGAGUCAUGGCCGACACUCGUUUUAGGAGACCUUUUCGACAUGCUGUUGCCGAUGUUGACGAUCUACCAAGAAUACGUGCGGAACCACCACUACUCGCUACAGGUGCUCACGGAAUGCAAACAGAACCAGCCCUUCACGCAGCUUCUAGCACGUCUCGAGAGCAAACCGGCCUGCCAGUCGAGACUGCUGGAGACAUUCCUGACGUAUCCUAUGCAUCAGAUUCCUAGAUACAUCAUCACUCUGCACGAGUUAUUGGCACACACGCCACACGACCACGUGGAGCGGCGCAGCCUACAGCACGCCCGCGCUCAGCUCGAGGAACUGUCCAGACAAAUGCAUGAUGAGGUCAGCGAAACUGAAAAUUUGAGGAAGAAUCUAGCGGUGGAACGAAUGAUAAUUGAAGGAUGUGACAUACUGCUGGAUGUUAACCAAGUUUUCAUUCGACAAGGAACUCUCUCCCAAGUGGUAGGUAAAGGACGGCGAGCAAAUUUACAGGCUCGUCAGGCAUUUCUGUUCAGUAACCACUUGCUGUUGACGACACGAGCUGCUGGAGGACGUCUUCACCUGCCGCCAUCAGGACGUCUCCCGCUACAUGACGCACUGCUUAUUGAGGACCCCUCAAACCACGAAGAUGAUGAUUCCACAUCAGUUUGCUCAUCGCCUGGAGGAGAUCUCUAUCACGGCAAGGACUUUAAAAUACUCGUUGAAGUCAAGGGUGAACAAAUUUGUGCACAUUUAGUUGCAGCGACUUUGGAAGAUAAAGCGGCGUGGACAAGCGAGUUGGCCCAGUGUAUGGAGAGCGCUGCAUUAACUGAACUGUUACGAGCUUGCGGCUCAUGCGGUGCAGCAUCGGCAAGUCUCCCCGCUUGCAGGUCUGACAGAGCCCUGUUCACUGACGAUGUGGAUAUCAGGUUCAGCAGGACACUGAACUCCUGCAAGGUGCCGCAAAUUAGAUCGGCAACUCCGGAACGAUUGCUGCAAAGAUUGACGGAUCUGCGUUUCUUAUCUGUGGACUUCCUGAACACCUUCUUGUUGACGUACCGCGUCUUCACGGAUGGGGUCAAAGUACUAGAGGCUCUGAAGGCGGUGUUUUACGAGCAGUCACAGCAGGAGCUGGAGCUGGCGCCUCCUGAUACCACCAGGAAGGCUAGCGGGGCCAGCUCCGUCUCUGGUUAUGGAUCUGAAUAUAGCGACCGUGAUUGGCAGUCAAGAUUUUGGAGAACGUCUAGAAAAAGUGAAGAAGAUGAUAAAUUAUCACCGUAUCUAAUGGCGCCAUCGCGACGCACAUCCGCUGUUAAGGCUGAAGAAGAUAACAGCCAUCUUCAAAUACCAAAAAUAAUGGCCACCUCGUCCAGUAACGAAACACUGAAAGGCACGUCACCAUCUUCGCCUGGCGCUUUGAGUUCAGUGACUCUUGUGGGUAGUCCUAACAAAACCAGUCCAGUGGAACCAGCUAAAACUGAGAAAAAGUCACCGACUAAAGACAAUGAUACAGCAGCUGCUAUCAUGAAAGUAGAGAGCAUUGAGCUCGUCGAUCAAAGCGACGAAGACAUCAAGUAUAAAGAAGAAGAACCUGAGAAGAACAAGCAUAAGAUUGAUGAUAAAUUUAAAAUAUCCCAAAGAUUUUCAGAAGUUUGCAAUCAGCGUGUACGUACCAUGUCUGAGAGCCCGCGGCGCCUGCAGCCGGGGGCGGGCGGGGCUGCGUUGGCGGACGCGCGGCGCCGCUCCGAGGGGGCGCGGGAGGUUACUGAGACCGAGCCGAGGAGAGCCUCGGAUAUCGCCGCUCGAGCACUACCCAGACGGUCUGUCAGUGAGAGACGCUGUACAAACUCAUCCAUGAACAGCGAGCGUCGUCGGUACUGGGGCGGCUCAGAGCCGAGGACAUCUGUCACAUCUCAAGUGUCACAGAUGCAGAACUACCGCCGUGAAACCAGUCAACCGAAAGCCGGCGUUGUCAUAACCUCGUUCAGACAGUCGCACAGAAGGAGCAGCACAUCAACUGCGGCAGCAGCAUUUGCUGUGGCUACGUCAGCCUCUUCUAACCCGAGAUCACCACCGCCUACAUCACCGCCACAAAACAGACGCGAUUCUGUCAUCUCAACUGCGGCUACCAUGAGAGUGCUUAAUGUAUUAAGGCACUGGGUUUCAAAGCAUUCUUCGGACUUCUGGUCGGAUGAACGUCUCCGAGGUAUGACGAUGGAUUUCCUUAAAGAGAUCGAAGGCAGCCCUGGGCUACUGCCGGCUGAGCACAAAGCUGCUGCUCAAUUGCUUCGUCUUUUAGAACGCGCCCCGGACAGGGCAGUCGACUUGAAAGCUCUGUUCACCCCAUCAAAGAUACCGACCAAAGAGAGCAUAGAAACAUUAUCUGCUCUCGAGAUCGCCGAGCAGAUGACGUACUUGGAUUAUCAAAUAUUCAGCGCCAUCCACAGCGAGGAGUUCCUGAGCCAAGCCUGGACAAAAGCAGAUAAAGCUGAACGAGCUCCCCAUAUUGUAAUGAUGACUGGUCAUUUCAACCAUAUCUCUAACCUGGUGAUCUCCGAAAUCCUGAAGAAAUACACUCUUACAGGUCGUGUAUCGGCUAUCGAAAAAUGGGCAGCGGUUGCUGACAUUAUGCGAUGUUUGCACAACUUUAACGGAGUACUCCAAGUGUGUGCGGCUCUCUCUAACACGGCGGUGUACCGUCUCAAGAAGACUUGGGACAAAGUCUCUAAAACUACGAAACAGACUAUCGAGAAAAUGCAGAAUAUAAUAUCAUCGGAAUGCAGAUUUAGAAUUCUAAGAGAAUCUCUGCACAGAUGCGACCCGCCCUGCAUUCCGUACUUGGGUAUGUAUUUAUCGGAUUUGUCAUUCAUCGAAGAGGGCACGUCCAAUUACACUCCCGAUGGACUUCUGAACUUUUCAAAGAUGAGAAUGAUAGCACACGUGAUCCGAGAGAUCAGAAACUUUCAACAAACGCCGUACAAGAUCGACCACAUUCCCAAGGUAUGCGACUACCUCCUCGAGGAAUCCUUCAUUAUUCCCGAGGAGCGUCAGUUCACCCUCUCCUUGGAGCUGGAGCCGCGAGCCCCCCGUGGUUCCGCCGGUGGGCUGGUGGUGACCCCCACCACGCCCGCCUCUCCCGCCGCUCAACGCCGCCGGCGAGCAUCUUUGGCAGCGCUAGCACCUCUUGCGCAACUCCGCAACGAUCGCUAGACAACUUACGAAAUUAUUCCCAUAUCAUUAUUUUCCUUUGUUUCGAUGUCAGUGUUGUGUGCGUCAUUUCUAUUUUCGUUUAAUUAGAUCUUGCGUUUUAUAUUUCUUUCAAGUAUUCGUUCAGAUUUAAUGUUUUAAUACCUUUAUGGUAAUUAUUUUAUUGAGGAGGUGGUGAAAUGCUGCGGUAAUACAGAGGCAGUGCUAUAAUAAAGGAAAGACGUCUACCGAAUCUGCCAAAAAAAGCGAAAAGCAAAAAUAUAGUAUUCAUAAAUUCGAUAAAUUCUCAAGAGAAAAAAAAGAACUUCAGAAAAUAUGAAAAUAUCCUUAAGUCACGAUAGUAUCACCUAUCAAAGUAUUGAAGUCUAGAGGACAAUCUCAAUAAAAUAUUUGAGAUAAAUUAUCAUUGUGUUAAUUUCCGGAUGAAGACUUGUGAACUAUUCUCUUGAACAGAAAAAAAUAUACCAAGUAUCGUCAAUGCAAAAGUAGGUGCGAUGAGACUAAGCUGUACAAAGAGGUACCACCUGGUGGUAGACGCGAUCUAACGGUUUCCAUCCCGCAAUUUCUUUGCGAUCAAUAAAUAUAAUAAAUACGAAAUAAAGUAAAGGCUUCACAACGAUGGUGGACCUGCUGAAACCUUCUCAAGAACGGUAUUCAAGAAAAGUAAAAACAAGUCAAGUCAAGGAGAACAUAUACUCGUAAUUGUAUUACGAAAUGUAUACGCAUUUUACAACUAGUUACAAACCCUGUCUCCUGAUGGUUUAACAAACAGUCAACAGAUAUAACGACCCCAAAUAUUUUACUACCACAUUCAACACCUCAGGAAGACCAGGAACGUUCUCGGUAACCUCAGCCAUCCCAUCCCAGGUAAGUUGUAAAAAAAUUAAAUUAGACCAUCUAAUUAAAUUCUUAAUCACUGAAUCUCAAGAUACUUAGGUUUGGAAGAUAUAAAAAAAUUGUGAGACAUCUUUAAAAGACACAUCAGAACUACUUCAGAUGCACUUUAUAUAAGUGAAGAGAAAUUCUUGAAGUAAGAGAGGCACAACAUAUAGUGCUAGUGACUAGUGAGGAGUAGUUAAGACGUCUGUAUAUCAAAUGCUCAAAACAAGUCAAUUUCUUCGAUAAAAUACACGUUCAUUAACUUGUUACUUUAUGAUAAUAUUUGCUGUUAUAAAAUUACUGGAACUCGCGUAUUUGAAGAGAGUCAAUUAGUCUUAAAUGAUCUGAUGAUUUCAAUGUUCUUUGCUUUUAUUUUUAUACAUUUUAUUCAACUUAUUUUUUAUUUGUAUGAACAUAUACUUAACAAACGUUCACAAUACAAAUAAUAUCAAAAAAAAAUUACUAUUAAAUUUUCAGGUAAACCCUGGAUAUUGACAUAGUCUCUUACUAUUGUUACGAUAACGUUAUGCCACUAAACAUAUAUUAUCUUCUUUCAACCGUCCUUUCCAAGAUUACAGCUCGUCUCGCAUGACGUUUUCUGAAUUUGGGAGUUGUAAUUUUCAUUAAAAUUAUCCACUCAUCUUAUGGAGUAUACGUAAAACAAUUGUAAAGGCUGAAUGUGACAGUCUAGACUAGCGCGGUCCACGUUGCAGCCGCGUUUUACACCAGCUAUCCCGGACGACGACGUUUUCACUUAUACAACUGUUGUCAAACGAAACAGUUUGAUAUUUAAAUGAUGUUGAUCGAUAUAUUAUUUGUCUCAAGCGAUGCUCGUAGUAGUCGUAAGUAUUAAAUGUUGCAUUGAAAUACAACUAUUCAAUUAUUAUCGUGUUUGCGUGAAUUGUAAUAGUUCUAUUUCAGUUUGUUCUCCCAUUUUAAAUGUCUAAUGAAACCUAUGGUGAUUUCAAGUGAGAAUUCGUCUUAAGUCUUUUCUACACCCUUUUCUAUGUCAUUUAAUGUUAGUGUUAUUACUAGUCAUAUAUUAAUGUAUAGAUCUUUAUUAUUCUGUUGGAUGUUUGGCGAUUUUAUGAUGUGGACAUGUCUUACAAUCAAACGCCGACGAUAAUGGUCUUGUAUCACUGAACCGUGGCCGAAUGUAGCCGUGACAGUCACCGUAGUUGAAUUUGCCGCGUAAUAAAAAGUCUUCAGUCCGCCUUGAUGUUAGUUUAGCUAAUGAAUAUAGAUAAUAUUGAACAUACGUAUUUGAAUUCUCUUUACAAAACGAUCUUAUGAUAAUGUAUUUAAUAUUUUCCAAUAUUGAUCUUAUCAAACUUAUUAGUCGUAGUUUCUAUUGUUAGUGCGCAUUUUGCAUACAACCUAAUCGUACGUUGAAGCUUCUAUUUUACUACUCUCGACACUAGCAUUCUGAUUGGCUGUGACACAUUCGUAACUAUUUGAGCAAAAGUAUUUCUUAGUAUCGAACAAAUUUAACUUAUAAAGAAAAUAUUUAACUUAAAAACUUUAUUGAAAAUUAUUCAAAUCAGUCGGCAUCAGUAGGAAACUGUUGGCUUGCCACAAUUUUGCAUCGUGACACUACAUACGAAAGGUCUCAGCCGUUCGUUCAAUAGCUAACGUUAAUACUAUGAUGUGAGAAUAUUCAGACAUUAAAAACUAUUAACGUUCCGAGUGUAGUAACGAUUCAAACUUGGAGUAAGCAGACAACGCACGUAUCUUAUAAACUGUUAUUAUCCAUGAGUGAAAGUUAAUAAUUUCACAAAUGUUAUCUCUAAGCUUUGAACACUUAACUCGAAAAAAGAAAUUUCAUUCACGUACUUGUUGAAAUAUUAGUAAGUAAGCUGAAUGGUUGGUUCAAAAUUAAUAAAAUACAAAUAUAUAUAUAAUAUAUGCACAUUUUGAAAAUUGUGCACAAGGCGCUAGCCGAGAUGCGUAGCUCAAAACAUUAUUUGUAAAUACAAAUACUUGUUGCAUCCUGUCUGUCUUGUAAUGUGAACUUUACCGUCUCCUGAACACGCGAAUAUCUGAUUUUUAUUCUUAUGAAAUGUUCUAUGUCUACAGAUAUCUACCUCUACGCUUUAUUCUAAAAUAAAUAUAUGACAAAUAUUAUAUAAAAUUAAUCUUAUUACAUACCGGUCGGACAAUAUCGGGUUCUAUAUAUAAGAUAAUGUUUACUUAAAAUCUAUCUGUUAUAAUUCAAAUAUUUAUUUCCAAAUAAUAUAAAAUUAUGAAGAAAAUUAUAUCAGAUAAUAUAUUAAGUUAUCUAAUUAUAAUAAAUUAUGAAACAGUGUGAUUGUAUUUGAAAUCAAUUCUUACGUAUCUUACUAUAACUGAACGUCUAUUAAUAUAAAAUAAAGGCAUAUUAUUCCAUAAAUAUAAUAUUCUGUGAGAUACUUAUAUACAUAUAUUAAAUCUACGUCAUAUAUUUUUGUUAUAAAACAUUUGAGUUAUAAGUGUUACAUAUAGCUACACGUACUUGUCUCAUAUCUCAUCAACGGCCUUGAUGUUACCAUAUCAUGAUAUUGAUUCUCCCUAAGCCUUUGUAAAAUAAUUGUAAGUUUCCUAAUCGUGUCUCAGUAUUAUAGAAUUAUUAUGUAUUUGUAACCCCGACACGGUCAUGUCACACCCGGAAAGCAUCUUACAGCCUACGAAAGGAAAUAGUUUUGUUACAGCAUUCGUUUUUUUUUUUUUUUAUAAGUUUAAAACCUAAGAUUGUUCAUUGAAACCAGCCAGUAAGUGUUAUACUGAAGAGAAUAUUAUUAAAUCAAACAGAACACGUCUCACAAAUGUUUAAAAUAAAUCGAAUUAUCUAAAAUAUACAUAUUAUAACAAUUUAAAUCUUCUCACAAUUAGAUUUGCAGUAUAGUUGUAUUGUUUAUAGAAAAAUUGUUGAAGUAGAACCGUUUGGCCGUAACAAAAUCUUGUCGUGACGUCUUCAUAUCAUUCUACUUAUGGUAAAUUAGGUUUUAUUUUAUUGUAAACCUAAUACAGAAUGACAAGAGUAUAAAACACAGCUGGUGGGUGCGAUAUGGCAAUGAAUGUAUUAGGUUCCGUCAGCGGACACUAAUUGUAUGUGAAUAUAUUUAGUGAGAUAUAAUUCAUAUAUGCUUUCUAUUUUUGAUCGUUAUAUGUCCCCUCGUCACGCUCGUCUUCGAAACCCGAUCCCUAUACUGUAUUGUUGGUUCUUCUUAAUAAAGUUGUCAUUGUAUCAAGUUAUAAAA
This is a messenger RNA of Danaus plexippus (monarch butterfly), 8710 nucleotides long. Its product is annotated as ras-specific guanine nucleotide-releasing factor 1-like. NCBI's taxonomy places the organism in Eukaryota, Metazoa, Arthropoda, Insecta, Lepidoptera, Nymphalidae. Bases 456 to 4598 code for a protein of 1380 amino acids. The record is from RefSeq and is a predicted model, not a curated record. Gene Ontology annotation, molecular function: protein binding; guanyl-nucleotide exchange factor activity. Gene Ontology annotation, cellular component: plasma membrane. The transcript has 32 exons. Gene Ontology annotation, biological process: Ras protein signal transduction; positive regulation of GTPase activity.